Messenger RNA from Dothidotthia symphoricarpi CBS 119687, 3375 nucleotides. Its product is annotated as PAB-dependent poly(A)-specific ribonuclease subunit PAN2. Lineage: Eukaryota; Fungi; Ascomycota; Dothideomycetes; Pleosporales; Dothidotthiaceae. The transcript is spliced from 7 exons. Gene Ontology annotation, molecular function: nucleic acid binding; poly(A)-specific ribonuclease activity; protein binding. The coding region runs from base 1 to 3375 and encodes 1124 amino acids. The record is from RefSeq and is a predicted model, not a curated record. Gene Ontology annotation, biological process: mRNA processing; nuclear-transcribed mRNA poly(A) tail shortening. Gene Ontology annotation, cellular component: P-body; PAN complex.
AUGGAGGCGGAUUGGGAUGAACUAGCCAUCGCUCAGCUGCCACCUACCGCACCGCAUCUUCCGACUACACCAGUCUCGACGUUUGCAUUCGACACGACCCAGGAGCUGCUAUGGACAGGCAACAACCAUGGACGAGUCACGUCUUUCUAUGGCCCAAGCCUCGAGCGCUACACGUCCUUUCGCGGGCACACCGGCCUCGUUAAGCAAUUCCUCUUCACCGACAAGGGCGUGCUCUCGGUUUCGAAGAACAGCGUUCACUACUCGCACCGUCGCGGUCUGACACAAUGGCAUCUGGUAAGCGACGACUUGAAGGACCUCAAGUGUAUGAACUUUACCUCGAAAGGGACACGUGAGAUCUUGGUCGCAGGAUGUCAAGACCAGAUGUUUAAGGUCGAUGUGGACAAGGGUACAAUCAUAGAUACUCUUCCUGCCGAAGCCCAGUACACCAUCAUGAAGAGAGCCGGACAGUACCUCUGCGCCGCUACUAAGACGGGUGGCAUCCAUAUCCUGGAUUCAAACUCUCUCUCCGUCGUGAAGGUGUUCGAAGGCCAUACCGGCAGUAUUAGCGAUAUGGACGCCAAAGGCGAUUUCCUCGCGACAUGCGGCUGGUCUCCGCGACAGCAGUACGCUUACAUGCUCGACCCAUUCACAAAUGUGUUCUCUUUAAAAACACUAAAGCAAUUGCCUCCUAUUCCGUUCCAUACUGGCGCAGCUUUUGUGCGCAUGCAUCCGCGCAUGUCGACCACCGCCAUCAUUGCUUCGCAAAACGGCCAGUUGCAGGUCAUUGACCUCAUGAAUCCAGACUCCGCCAACUUGCGACAAAUCAAUCUUUACGAUUCGUAUCUGGCUGGUUUCGAAAUGGCACCAUCCGGUGAAGCCUUUGCCUUGGCAGAUUCAAACUCUCACAUACACCUGUGGGGUUCUCCAGCCAAAGUUCACUUCCCCGAGUACAGCAAUCCUACGGAAUUCGCGGAUCAUGCCGUCUCCCCUCCCUCGAUGGACUGGAACCUAGAAACGCCUCUGAACACUGUCGGUAUGCCCUACUACAAGGAACACCUUCUGUCGAGCUGGCCAAGCCACAUGGUCUUCCAAGUGGGCGCGCCUCCACCGAAAAUUGACAACGUGAUAUUGGGCAACAUGACGCGGACCGAGUUGGGUUUCUUCGCCAAGAACCCGAGAACAAAACGGAGAAAUCAAGUCGAACAUACCCGUCAGGUUGACAGAGUGAGCGAAUCACUGACCGCACCCAAAUUUCUGAGUGAGAAGACUCGUGCAGCAUUGUCUUUUCAUGAGCCAGAUGAGAUUACUGCAGAGACCAUGGAGACGCUUACUGAUUUACACCUCGACGACGUGACUCGGAAAGACGUUCCCGCAAUGUAUGGGAACGUAGAGAUCAAGUACAGCAAGUUUGGCGUCGACGACUUCGACUUUGCGUACUAUAACCAGACAUCGUUUUCGGGCUUGGAGACCCAUAUCACGAACUCAUAUGCAAACCCACUACUCCAACUCUUUCGUUUCACCCCCUUGGUCCGCAAUCUGGCGCUGCAGCAUACUGCGUCCCCUUGCCUGUUCGAAUCAUGUUUGCUCUGUGAACUAGGCUUUCUGAUAGACAUGCUCGAAAAAGCGGCCGGACUCAACUGCCAGGCUUCCAACUUCCUAAAGACCUUCAGUGGGCUGUCUAAUGCGGUGUCGUUGAAUUUGCUAGAAGAAUUUGCGCCGAACGUCGCUCUCACCAGCUUGAUCCAGAACUUGAAUCGAUUUCUGCUGGACAAGAUCUCGGAAGAGUUUCGGCAGGUGUUACCAGGCCAAACUGGACCGUCGUUGAUGGAUCAGGUUCUCGAAACACAAGCAAAGGCAAGCAUGAGGUGCGCACAAUGCGCCAACGAAACGAUUCGAGGCGGCAAGAACUUUGUGAACGAGCUGGUCUAUCCAGCCAAACAUGUCAUGAAGAACACAAGGAUACCCCGGCCUACUUUCUCACAGAUUCUCAAAGCCAGCGUGGAAAGGCAAGACCAGACGCGGGGUUGGUGCACGAAGUGCAAUCGAUACCAGCAAAUGGUACAGAGAAAGACGAUCCAGUCUGUUCCUGGCGUCUUGAUGCUCAACGCGGCCAUACAGAGUCACGAGGCCAAGCUUUUGUGGUCUAUACCAAACUGGCUGCCGCAAGAGAUUGGGAUCAUAGUAGAUCAAGGUCAAUUUUACUGCUUCGAAGGCCAGGAUUUGAAGCUGCACUUGCAGCGUGGCGUCUUCGAUAUCAUGGUAUACGAACUAGUUGGUGUAGUUGCCGACAUCAACAGCGGAGAACACCAGAAACCUCAUCUUGUCGCUACCAUCAACACUGGGCCCUCGUCUCGCGACGCAGAUGCGGAGGACAAAUGGCAUCUCUUCAACGACUUCCUGGUCCGGCCAAUACCGAAGGAAGAGGCGCUACGUUUUGAACCGAGUUGGAAACUGCCCUCUGUUCUCACGUUCCAGCAGAAGGCUGCCAGAAACAAGAUCGACGACUCCUGGAAGAAGAGUCUCGACACUUCAAUCUUGUACAGAUGGUGGUCUUCGAACCCCACCGCUACAGAUUCGAAGUUCAAACUCUUGAACUCGGCGGCAGAAGCACCACGUCCAGGGUAUCCUGUCGCUAUCGAUGCCGAGUUUAUCAGACUACAGGCCGAAGAAAUCGAGAUGAAAGCGGACGGCACGCGACAGACGAUUCGUCCCGACCGCAAAGGUCUCGCUCGUGUGUCCGUCUGUCGUGGCGAAGGCGAACAUGCUGGUGUUCCCUUCAUCGACGACUAUAUCGCCGUCACCGAAACCGUCGUCGAUCAUCUCACAGAGUGGUCUGGUAUCUCACCUGGUGACCUGAAUCGCGAUACCUCACCACACGCUCUCAUCAGCCUCAAACACGCUUACAAGAAACUCUGGCUUCUCCUCAAUCUCGGAUGCGUCUUCGUCGGCCACUCCCUCGCCAAUGACUUCCGCACAAUCAACAUCCACGUCCCCAGGAACCAAGUCGUCGACACCUCAAACCUCUUCUUCAAGCCCGAUUUCAAGCGCAAGCUCAACCUCAAAUUCCUCGCGUGGUGCGUGCUGAAAGAAAAGAUCCAACAAGAAACGCACGACUCCAUCGAAGACGCAACCACGGCGCUAAAGCUGUGGAGGAAAUACGAGGAAUUUGUGGAUGCGGGCGUUCUGGAACCCAUGCUCAAUGACAUAUACGCUACGGGUAGUCAGGUCAGAUUCAAGGCCCCGGGUAGUGAGGGGAAGGACUUUGGUGGCCGCGCGAGUAUGGGGGCUGCGGAUAGGGAUGCGCCGGAUCCGUUGACGACGCCGAAGAAGGGGAGUACGUUUGGAAGAGUGGGGUUUUGGAGUCCGAUGAGAUAG